Daphnia magna is the source of this 6056-nucleotide messenger RNA. It is a transcript of the gene LanB2, whose product is annotated as laminin subunit gamma-1. The record is from RefSeq and is a predicted model, not a curated record. The transcript is spliced from 14 exons. Lineage: Eukaryota; Metazoa; Arthropoda; Branchiopoda; Diplostraca; Daphniidae. Bases 288 to 5171 code for a protein of 1627 amino acids.
CGACUUGAAGGGACAACGUUAAGCGGAUCGCUCGUAUCCCCCUUCCAAGUCUUUCACUGGGCCGGCUAGAGGGCGGUUCAGUUGCACUCCGACUCUCCGUUUCGACAGGUCCACAAAAGAGAGAAAAGAUCGGCGUUUGACUAAGCACCGGCUUAAGUUGGGUUCUGUGUUUUGGUUUUCGUCUUGCGUCUUGAGGGUUUCCGUAGUGCGCGAAUUUUUCGCGAGGAAGAUCAUUCCUCUCUUCUGGUCCUCCUCUCUCCGCGCACAUCGAUCGUGUCGGAGUAAGGAUGUGUGUCGUUCUGUUGCUGGCCUCGUUACUUCUCCUCGUGACCAGCCCGGCUGUGACCGGUCAGGCUCAGCUGAUCGGUAGCGAUGACGGCACCAAUCAACAAUCUGGUAAUCGGUGCAUCGACGAGGAACAGAAUCCACAGCGAUGCAUUCCGGAUUUCGUGAACGCUGCUUUUAACGGACGAGUCGAAGCGACCAAUACUUGCGGCUUGUACGGACCGAGUGAGUUCUGCACACAAACGGGAGCCAAAGGACCGGAAAAAUCGUGCGAUAUUUGCGACGCCCGCGUAUCGCACCUGGCCCAUCCAGCUGAUUAUUUGACUGACUUUAACAACAACGACAACAUCACGUGGUGGCAAUCAGACACGAUGCUGGAGGGCAUCCAGUACCCAACUCAAGUCAACUUGACGCUCAAUCUACGGAAAGCUUUCGACAUUACAUACAUCCGAGUCAAAUUUCAAUCUCCGCGCCCAGAGAGUUUCGCCCUCUAUAAGCGAACGUCGGAAGAUGGACCUUGGUUACCCUAUCAGUUUUACAGUGCGACUUGCCGUGAUACAUAUGGACUGCCUGACAGCAACUUCGUUCGAAGAGAUGACGAAAAACGUGCCCUUUGCACGUCUGAAUUCUCCGAUAUUUCACCUCUUACUGGAGGAAAUGUUGCCUUUUCGACAUUGGAAGGAAGACCGUCUGCCUAUAACUUUGACGAAAGCAAAGAACUUCAGGACUUUGUCACCGCCACGGACAUCCGAAUUACUUUGGAUCGUUUGAAUACUUUUGGUGAUGAAGUCUUUGGUGACCCAAAAGUACUCAAGUCUUAUUUUUAUGCCAUUUCUGACUUUGCCGUUGGUGGCAGAUGCAAGUGCAAUGGUCACGCCUCCGAGUGUGUGUCGAGUUCAUCGGAAGAUGGCAGCUAUUCGAACUUGGUCUGCCGUUGCGAACAUAACACAGCCGGCCGAGACUGCCAAGAAUGUCUCCCGUUCUAUAAUGACCGUCCAUGGGCCCGCGCCACUGCCGACGAUGCCAAUGAAUGCCUUCCUUGCAAUUGUAAUGGAUUCUCCAGCCGAUGUUACUUUGAUCAAGCACUAUUCGACAGCACCGGCCAUGGUGGCCAUUGUCUUGAUUGUACGGCCAAUCGCGACGGACCAAAUUGUGAACGUUGUCGGGAACAGUUUUACCAACGGGAAGAUAAUUAUUGUGUUCCCUGCAAUUGUGAUGAGACAGGUUCACGAAGCUUGCAGUGUAAUCGCGAAGGUAAAUGUUCGUGCAAACCGGGCGUGACCGGUGACAAAUGUGACCGAUGCGAAGAAAACUUCUACGAUUUUGGACCGCAAGGGUGCCGCCCUUGUGGCUGUAACGUGGCAGGCAGUUUGGGUGGCCAACCGCGCUGUGAUUCCGAAACGGGCAGUUGUUCGUGCAAAGAUAACGUGGAAGGCCAACGCUGUGACCGUGCCAAACCUGGCUACUUCAAUUUGGAUGCUGAAAAUCUUUUCGGUGCCACUCCGUGUUUCUGUUAUGGCCAUUCAUCUGUUUGCAGAUCGGCUACCGGCUACGCCCGCGGGUUGACUGAGAGUGUAUUUGCCCGUUCUGAUGAAAAAUGGACGGCCUUAGAACAACCUGGAAAUCGGCCAAUCACAUUAGCUUACAAUUCGUUGCUGGGCAACAUCGGAGUCAGCGCACCCGGCCGUGAUGCCGUCGUUUUUUCAGCUCCCGAACGUUACCUGCAUGACCAACGGACGAGUUAUAAUCAACAACUUCACUUCACCUUGCGAACCAACGAAGCUGGAGCUCGUGCUUCCAUCGAUGACGUUGUUCUUGAAGGAUCUGGUCUGACCAUUUCGCAGCCCAUCUUCGGUCAAGGCAACCAAUUGCCAUCGACCCAAAAUCAAGUCUACUCCUUUAGACUACACGAACAUCCGGAUUACGGCUGGAAUCCACGUCUUUCGUCUCGCGAUUUUAUCAGCGUCUUGGCCAACUUGACUGCCAUUAGAAUUCGUGGUUCUUACACUCCCCGUGGCUCGGGCUACUUGGACGAUGUCAAAUUGGAAACGGCUCGUCGUGGAGGUAGCGGUUCACCUGCCAACUGGAUCGAACGCUGUAAUUGCCCUGAAGGUUACGUCGGACAGUUCUGCGAGUCUUGCGCUCCAGGUUUCCGACACGAACCAGCCAAUGGGGGUCCAUUUGCUCGCUGUGUUCCCUGCAACUGUAACGGACAUGCCGACAUUUGUGACGCCGAAAGCGGUCGCUGCAUUUGCCAGCAUAACACAGCCGGUGAUAAUUGCGAGCGUUGCGCCCGCGGUUUUUACGGCAACGCGCUACAAGGAUCGCCUAAUGAUUGUCAGGCCUGUCCGUGUCCAAAUGGUGGCGCUUGUAUCGAACUGGCUGAUGAGACCGUAGUUUGUCUCGAAUGUCCAGUUGGUUAUGCUGGUCCUAGAUGUGAAUUGUGCAGCGACGGAUAUUUCGGAGAUCCAGAGGGCCGUUUCGGCGCACGACGGCCAUGCCAGCCUUGCGACUGUAAUGGAAACGUCGAUCCUAACGCCGUGGGUAAUUGCAACCGGACGACGGGUGAAUGCCUUAAAUGUAUUUACAACACGGCCGGCUAUCGUUGCGACUCUUGUCUGGCCGGCUUCUUUGGCGAUGCCCUGGCCCUCAACAAAGGUGAUUGCCGGCCCUGUCAGUGUUUCCGCCGUGGUACUCUGCAGUUGCCGUCCGGUACUCUUCAAUGUGACCAAGUUAGCGGACAAUGUGAAUGUAAACCGAACGUCGCCGGCAACAAUUGCGAUCGAUGCCAAGAUGGCUUCUUCGACUUGGAAAGCGGAAAUGGAUGCCAAACAUGCAACUGCGAUCCUGUCGGUUCCCUCAAUCGGACAUGUAAUGUUCGCAGUGGCCAGUGUUUUUGCCGUCCUGGUGUAGUUGGUCUCCGAUGUGACUCUUGCGCUCCAAACCAAUUUGGUUUCUCUUACAACGGUUGCAAACCUUGCGAAUGCGAUACAAUUGGAUCGCUAUCCCUUCAGUGUGACGAUCCGGACGGCCAAUGUCGAUGCAGAGAUAAUGUCGAGGGCCGUCGCUGUGAUCGUUGCAAAGAGAACAAACAUGACCGUGAAGCGGGAUGCAAAGAUUGUCCACCUUGUUACAAUUUGGUGCAAGAGGCCGUCGAUGAACACCGAGCCAAGUUGACUGAUUUGGCAACUAUUCUGGAACGUAUCAUUUCCAACCCCACCAUCAUUGCAGAUCUUGACUUCGAUCGAAAAUUGGCUGAAGUACAGGAUCGUGUAGAUCAGCUUUGGGUUGAUGCCAAGUUGCAGAGUGGUGGUGACAAAAGCAUUAGCAUCCAGUUGGAAGAAUUAAAGAAUAGAUUAAAGCAAGUUCAGCUAAUGAUUGGUGAAAUCGAAAUGCGGACACAGAGUUCACGACGCGCCACCGCCGCUGGAAUCGGUAAUUUAACUGUGGCCGAAGCUGCAGUCGAACGAGCUCGAGAAUCUCUGAAAGCCGCUCAGCGCUAUUUGGAGACAGAAGGAUCUGACGCUCUACAACGAGCAAUCCAGCGUUCAGAAAAGUUUGGCCAGCAAAGUGAGCGCAUGUCACAGAUCGCCCGUGAUGCACGUCAAGCAGCCGAUCAGCUUGACGAGGCCGCAGUGUUGAUAGAGUCAACAGCGCAGGAGGCCCUCAACACUUCCAGUAAUGCUUAUCAGUUGGCUCGAGAAGCCGUCGACCAGCAAAAGAACACGACCGAAGAAAUUGAUGGACUUCGCAGGGAGCUGACAAUUACUGAACAGACUCUCGCCCGAACCCAGGCCAUGGCUAAAGAGGCUCUGACUAAUGCCCAAUCGGCUUACACUGAAGCUCUUAGUCUGCUGGGUGAUGCCUACAGCUUGGUGGUUCCUAAUGUUGAAUGGCAAUUCAUGAAGCGACAAGCUGCUCAACAUUCAGAGGAAGCGCAACGGAUCAAGGCGGAAGCCGAUCAGCUAACGGCCGAGAAUUCCAACAUGUUGGAUGAAGUUAGUGACCAAAUUAUUGGAGCUGGUGACGUGCUGGCCAAAGGAGUUGCACAGCAGCAAAUUGCUGAUGAACUACUGGCAGAUGCCGAUGUUGCCUUAGGAAGGUCUCAGGAAGCCGUCUCGUUGGGUGACAAAACUCUACAAGAGGCUCAAAAAACAUUGGAAACGCUCGAAGGUUUUGACUCGCUGGUGCAGGAGAGCAAAGAAAAAGCUCGCGAUGCUCUAGGUCAGGUUGGCGAAAUUAAGAAUCUGAUUGAACAGGCAGAGGAGAGGACGCGAGAAGCACAAAAUGCCCUGGCUGGCGCUGAGUCCGAUGCUAGAGUGGCCCGUGAUUCAGCAAACCAGGCACAAGAACACGCAGAACAAGCUUCAAAGGACGCUGUACUGAUUCGUCAAGGAGCAUCAGAAACACGUGAUAAAGCCGGCCAACUGAAAGAUACAGCCGAAAGUCUUACUUCUAGUGUGGCAGAUACGGCUAACCGAAUGAGAACUUUGGAAGCCGAGGCUGCCGAAGAUCAAGGUCUCGCGAAAGAGGCAUUGGAGAAGGCUAAUCAAGCCAAAAGCAUUUCUGCUGAUUCGACUGUUAAAGUUCGUGAAGCUAUUAGCGCAGUGAAUGAGAUACUCAUUUCCCUUAACAAUAUGGGAAACAUAGAUACUGCGGCUUUGGAUGAGUUGGAGCGCAAGUUAAUCAUUGCUGAGCGUGAUUUCAUCGAGUCUGACAUUGAACGACGCAUCGAAGAGAUGCGGACAGCCCGAGUCACCCAGAAUCAAUGGGUACGAGACUACGAAGAAGAGUUGGCACGCCUUCGACUAGAGGUUGAUAACGUAGAGGCCAUCAAGGAGGCCCUACCUGACGGCUGUUGGAAGAGACUGAAAUUGGAACCUUAAACGACAGAUGAUUCCAUUUGUUGUCAUAAUCACAACAAACUAUUUUUCCCCACUUUAAACUAAGUUUUUUAACCAUAAAUUCGGCAGAAAUCACAAACAAUUUUUAUCCAGGGAAAGAUUUACAUGGGGACAAAACUAUCGCCUAGCUCGUACGUAUAUAAAUCGACUCGGCACUUAGUCAAACACCAUAAAAACCACAAUGAGUUCAGACAUUAGGGAGCUUAAAAUGAAAAAGUUCACUUUACAUUAUUUUAGGUUUUGUUUAGUUUUUCCGAUCCCAUUUCUUUUCAAAGUUUCUUAUUGGCGGGAAGUUCCCAUUUUUUUUUCCCUUUCAUUUUUUGUUCACAGCAUUACCGUGCUUCCCUCUCCAGAGUGCCGUUAAUGUCGCAAGUGCCUGUUUGAUACAACUAUUCGCCAUGUGCCAAAUGAUUCCUCCUCCUUUUUACCUUGCUGCAUGAUCGACCACAGAAAAGAAAAGUGUGUGUAGCCAUUGCCUAGGAUUUUCAAUCAAAAUUCUUGUCUGAGAAUUUUUCUAACGAAUGUAGUUUAAAAUUGCACCGAGGGAUUCUCUCUGAUGAAUGCCAAAGACGGACGUGCUUGUUUCUUACUCGUCAUUUUUCUUACAAACAUGCCGUUUAUUUGUCGACGUUGAAAUUUCUAAUGGCCAGAGAAAACGUUGUAAUGGAAAAUGGAUCGAUAAUUCGAAAUUUUUUGGAGAAAAAAAAAUGUCUUUAUUCCAUUUUUUUUUUCAAGCUCCCUCCCCGUUUAUAUGUUUUCCGUCUCGUACAGAGAUAAAACUCCCUUUCUGUAAAAUACCUUUUCUAAAAAGCCAUGUUUGCACUCACUGCCGCUGUUUCUUGACUCAAUACAUGACCAUUUAAGUGA